AUGCUGAUACUGCUUCCCAUAAAAAUGGCCUCCACUGUUCGACACCGGCCGAAUUUGCCUAAACAUGACGAUGGGCUGUCAGCUCAAAAUGAAUCAAAUGACAGCAAGAAAGCGACCAAGGAUUCUGCUUUGGUCAGGGAAUAUAUGUGGAUCGUUAUCUUUGCCUUCUUUGCUAUGCUUUUUUGCAUAGUGCACCACGAAAAUGGAAAAUUGCCCGAACCACUUGAUCUACGGAGCGCCAAACCCGGCAUGUUUGUUGCUGAGAGGGCAUAUCAAGAUUUGUUGGCCAUCACAAAAUGGGGCAAACGAAUCGUUGGCUCACCUGCAAAUGAAAAGAACACUGUUAAGUACCUGAUGGACCAAAUUGCCGAUAUUCAGAAAAAGGCACAAUCUGUUCAUUGGAUUGAGAGCGAUCUUCAGACAGUUUCAGGGACGUUCACGUUGCAGUUCCUCGGCGAGUUUUCUAGUUAUUAUGACCUGGUUAAGAAUGUUGUGGUGAGGUUUGGACCAAAGACUGGAGCUGAACAUGCCCUGCUUGUCAGUUGUCACUUUGAUUCUAUUGUUGGAAGCCCAGGUGCCAGCGAUGAUGCUGUUAGCUGUGCACUCAUGCUAGAAGCACUGCGGAUAUUAUCUCAAGAUGAGCGACCAUUCAAGUAUAACAUUGUUUUUAAUUUCAAUGGUGCGGAAGAAAAUAUAUUGCAGGCUAGCCAUGGAUUCAUUACCAAGCACAAAUGGGCUAAGAAUAUCAGGGCUUUUGUUAAUUUGGAUUCUGCGGGGUCAGGAGGCAGAGAACUUGUCUUUCAAACUGGUCCAGAGAACCCUUGGCUUGUCAAAGCAUAUGCUGAAGCCGCCGUCUAUCCGUAUGCCUCAAUCGUUGGCCAGGAGAUAUUUCAGAGUGGCUUCAUCCCCUCCGAUACGGACUUCAGAAUCUAUAGAGAUUUUGGCAACAUUCCAGGUAUUGACAUAGCCUACAUCAACAAUGGUUAUGUUUAUCAUACAGAAUUCGAUACCGCUGACAGGAUUCCUAAAGGAUGCCUUCAACGAGGAGGUGAAAAUCUCUUGGCUUUGGUCAAAAGACUUGCAAGCUCUCCCAAGCUGGAAGACCCCAAAAAUGAGGCAAAGGGAAAUAUGGUGUUCUAUGAUAUCCUUGGCAAGUUCCUCAUUAUGUACCCAGACAGAGUUGGCCGAUUCGUCAAUUACAUCACCGCGAUCAUCGUUUUCAUUGGCAUUGCUAAAAAAACAGCUGGAUUUAGGACAAACGGCCUGACAGGAACCACGUACCUCAGCAAUCUCGUAAAAGCCGUUGUUGUAAUGUUCAUUGCUUGGAUUGCUACGUUACUUGGCGUGGUUUUGGUGGCACUACUUCUGAUCGCAAUGGGGAGGCGAAUGUCUUGGUAUACGCAUACUUUCAAUGUCAUUGGUCUGUACAUCAUCCCUGCUGUCAUGGCAAAUCUCACGGUACAUAUAGUCGCCAAAAAAUAUCUUUAUAAGAGAUUUGGUAAUAUGUGGCAUAUAGAGGGAUUAUACUUCGAUGCUAAUUUGGUGAUCAUGGCAACCAUAAUGACUGUGAUGACAUAUGCAGAGAUUGGUUCAGCUUUUCUUGUGCUUCUCCUUGUACUCCUUCCAUUAAUGAUAAAAGACAGGGGUGUCAAGAUUUGGGGUUUACGAUAUCAGGAUGCAAGGGUCAUGUACAUAGUGAUUCAUCUCCUAUCUCAAGCAUUCCCAAGCCUCGCCAUCUCAUAUCUCAUCUAUAAUGUCUAUGUGUUAUUUGUCCCACUGAUGGGUCGGGUUGGUACAGAGAUCAACACAGAUAUAUUCAUAGGGUUGGUCAAUGCUGGUGUGGUUAUCAUUCAUAUGAGUUAUCAGUCAAGUGUCGUGUACGUCACAAGGUCCAUGAAGCGCACCCUUUUGUGUCUUGGUAGCAUCUUCUUGGCAACAUUCAUUGUUGUCUUAUUCACACCGUUGGGCUUUCCGUACCGGUACGACCUGGCCGGUCCAACAACCCAGCGACAUGUUGUUUCACAUAUUGAACGUCACUUCUACAACAAAGAAGGAGAGGUGACGAAGACAGAUUCGGGCAUGUGGUUCAUCCCGUUUGAUGCUGUCGGCACAGAGGCAUUAAUUCCAUACCUCAAAGAGUUGGAGGGUGCAAAACCACAUGAAUGUGAUGGCCCUUAUUGUGGAAUGCCAUAUUUAUUACCAAUGCUCACAAUGAUGAGGAAAACUUGGUAUGUUCCUGGUCCAAAAUUAACCAUCCCUCCAGAAAAACGCGUUAUUGUCAAACUCACCGAUAGAAAAUUCUUGGAAGGCAAUAAGCAGCUACUCAAGUUGGCAGUUACAGGCCCUGAUCACAUCGGCAUAGUUUUCGAGGUUAGAGAAGGCGUGAAUAUCACCAAGUGGUCUAUCGGGAAUGGCCACCCGCAUCCAACCAAAGUUCCUGCCGAGAUCAAGAGAGACACCUACUGGGUUUACUAUUCCUAUGGAACGAAGCCCUCCAAACCUUGGGAGUUUUGGGUCGAACUGCAGACAACAUCAAGCAGCAAGGAUGAACCAGUGAUGGAGAUAUCUUUCUCUGGCCAAUUCCUACACGGUGAAUACGAGGUGACCGACUUCCACAAAACCUUUGAAGACCGAAUUCCAAAAUGGGUCAGCCCAUUGUUCUGGUCUUCAACAUAUGAUGUUUACACCUACUAGACAUGGAAAAGGGGCAAUUUUAUUUUCAAUUGAAAAGUUUCACCCCAGUUUAUCAUACUUAGACUGUUUAUAGUACUUUAGACGUAUUGUUGCAAAAUUCACACCUGAAUUUCAGGAACACUUUUAUAUUAAAGUAUACAGUAUUAUUCACCUGACUAGGCAUACUUCUGAAUUUCUGCAUUUCUUCUUGCACGAACAAUGUUACACUCCCAAGGCUGCCUGUUUCACUCUUAAAGUAUUAAACAAUUAUGAUGAAAAUAAUAACUACUGUGAUCAUUUAUCCAUGGUUAGGAGUUACUUCAUGACGAUUUGACAUCCAGGUAGACAGCUUUCCUAAGUCCGAACUCCCGAGUGCUUUUAGCAGUAAGUCCACUGGUUCCAUAUAUAUGCAUAUGUGUCACCCCGGUAGUCAUUAGGUAAGAGGGGUUAGCAACUUCUUGCGUCAUUAGACAUCAUAAAACCAAACUUUAGCCUCACUUCAUGGAGACUGGCAGCAUUAGGUUAGUAAACCUCCAUAAGUUGAAGGUGUUUCACUCCUUUCCCUUAUAUCUCUUUAAGGCCUACUUCAUUUGUCAAAAAAAAUUGAAUUUGAAUUUGAAUUUGAACAAAUUUUAGUUGUGUAAAUUAUAUGCACAGAAGGUAAACUUCAAUAUAUUCCAAUUCCCAUUGUGUAAACUAGGACUUGUAGCAUGAGUAUGCCUGCAUGUGAAAUCCUUGAGAUAACCAAGAACAAUGUAAGUUUUUUGUACAAUGUAUUAAUGUAUGUGCUUUAUUUUAUGUUUUAAAUGUUUUAUUCGGAUCAACGAAGCAUUUGUAUUGUGUUGAAAAAGAGUUGAUUUUUGGCCAUGUAUUUGGUGAAGACUGAUAAUGAAGAAUUGAUAGAUUAACAGGUACUGUAAACUCAUUUGUUUUCAUGAUUUCUUGCUAGAGGGCUUACGACUUAUAUUACUACCGGUACUAACAUGAAGGUCCACACUAAGGGCCAUUAGUAUUGAAGGGUUCACAGUUGAUAGAUAGAUAUAGAAAAGUACUAUAUACUGACAGGUGAUUAAGCAGAUAGUGUAUGAGGGCUGCAAGUGUUUUAAAAUUCAAUCCCCAAUCAUUCCAGAAACAUGUUCAUAUCUGUCUGUGAUAUUGUUUUUGAUAUCUUGCAUGUACAGUCUUGAUCAUAUUAAAGAGACACAAUAACUUGAAAUACAUGGUGAUGUAUUGGUGUCACACUGUCAAAAAAAAGGUAGGAAAUAGUACCAUAGACUUUUUAACUUGGUUUAGGCUGUACUGGUUUUAUUUCAUGAUCUCAGUUUAUUUCUUUGCAUUAUAUCAAAUGCAUAAUAACAUUUGUUAAACUGCAGCAGGUUCUGACUGACUGGUUACCUUGAGCAAUGAUAUUUAGUGUAGUGAACUGAAAUGAAUAAAACAAUUGAAAAGUGUCUGUUUUAAGGUGUUGGUUUGUCAAAUUCUGAUUUUGGUGUUUUUUGGGCCAGAUUCUUUCAUUUGAUUUAUAUCAUGAUAUUAGUGAAGUAAAAGAAGAAUUUUAAAUGUGUGAGAUGUGUGUAUUUGGCCUUUUUUAAUGGAAAUCUUUUUCACAUUUUUACUAUCGGACAUUUUCUAGAAUAAAUAUUGACCCCUGACCUAAGAAAAAUCAUGUUGUUGUGAACAUGGUACACUAUAUGUGAACUCGUUACUCAGGAUCACUAUUUUUUGUGAAAUAAAACAAAUGAUGCUGUAUUUUCUUUAAUAACACAAAGUAUUACACAAUUCGUCUCAAAGGGACUCUUAUGUCAAGACAAGCAUCUAACCUGGUAUAGAUUUACAAUUAUCGUAAUGUUGUUGGGUGAUUUGCAUUCUGUAUAUUGGGUAAGAUUCUGGCACCCCUGGAGUUGGUCAGGCAAAGUAUUUCAUGGCCUGACUGACAUAAGAGUCCCUUCAACAUUUCUCUAGAUGUUCACUGUGUGUGACUAUGCGGCUUAUUCCUAACUAAAUGCUCAUCACAGUUGAGGUGAGAACAUUAAAUGCAAAAUGCUCAAUAAUGAUAAAAAAUGAUAAACAACACAUUCAUAUAGCACAAUUUUGAGAAGGGCAGCAAACCAUUCAGACUUCUGGACUUUUGUAAAAAAGUAAUAUUUUCAAGUGUCCCCAAUGUGGGUUUACAUGUUUGUCUGCUUUAAGUGGAAAUUCAAAUAACUUUGGUUACUUACAAAAAGUAAUCAGAAAGGGAUGUUAACCUAAAUAUGUUACCUUUGGUGGUUUGAACAUUUUGCAUCUAAACUCUUCUCUUGUCCUGUUCUGCAACUUUUUGCUUCCCUUUACAUACUCCACUGACAAAUUAAACUUCAU
Molecule: messenger RNA, 5031 nt
Organism: Lineus longissimus
Lineage: Eukaryota; Metazoa; Nemertea; Pilidiophora; Heteronemertea; Lineidae
Product: endoplasmic reticulum metallopeptidase 1-like
Exons: 14
Coding region: 1-2694 (897 amino acids)
Biological process (GO): proteolysis
Molecular function (GO): metalloexopeptidase activity
Source: RefSeq, a predicted model, not a curated record